AUGGAGCUACACUUGCCUGUGCCCGACUUGCUGGUCAAGGCAGUGGUGAACGUGCUCAGGGUAGGCCCCGCACACUUGGCUUUUCACAGGACUUCGGUUCUCCAAAAGCUAGUUGCCAGGUCCCAAGGGCUUCUUGAACGGGAGAGAGAGCUUCAUGCGGCGAUGCACCCGGAUCUCCAAAAGGUGCUGGCAGGAAAGAACACCCUGCUUUGGGAGCAGCUCCUGAGAGAGUACGACUUUCCGGACCCAGGCCUUGUGGAAGAGGUCAGGCAGGGUUUCGAAUUGGUUGGGCCGGCAAAUUGCUCUGGAGUCUUCCCGAAGUCCUACAAGCCCCCGCAGCAGUCGGCUGGAAAAUUGAUGCAGCAAUCUCUUUGGAGGCGUAAGAACACUGUUUCUAAGUGCAGGCCAACGGGCGACAGUGAUGCUGAUGCUGAACUUUGGAGCCAGACUCUUCAAGAAGUGGAGCAGGGGUGGAUAGAUGGUCCCUUCUGGGAAGAGGACGAGGUCACCUCCAGGUUGGGGUCAAACGAAUGGAUGUGCACUCGCAGGUUCCCGAUCGUUCAAGGGCCCAAGGUGCGCAUCAUUGAUGAUUGCCUACAGAGUGGCCUCAACUCGGCGUAUGCGGCCUACAACAAGCUGCGCUUAAUGGACGCGGACGCCUUUAUCUCACUUGUGCUUCUCAUCAUAAAAUGCUCACGGCAGCCUGGAAGCAAGCUUGUGCUGGAUUCCGGCGAGGUCUUGGGAGUCAGACGCCAUCCGGGCUGGGGCGAGGGUCUUGACUUGCUCGGCAAGACACUGGACUUGGCUUCAGCUUAUAAGCAGCUGGGGUGCAGACCGGAGACGACCUUCAACAGGGUUCUGGUGGCAUGGUGUCCUGACAAACAAAGGCCUGCUUUCUUCGUGUCCACGGCACUAAUGUUUGGGGCAACCUCCGCGGUGUUCUCCUUUAACAGAUGCUCGGCGUCGCUCUGGCAUUUGGCUGUGUCGAUGGGAUCAGUCUGCUGCACGGUAUACUUCGAUGACUUUCCUUGUGUUGAACCGUCGGCUUCUUCUGGGUCUGCGCAGGAUUUCUUGGUGGGUCUUCUGUCCACGUGCCUUGGAUGGCAGGUGGCAUUGCAGCCGAAGAAGAACCUCCCCUUCGCGAAGACCUUUACUCUGCUGGGUGUGGAGCUCUCGCUUGCAAAGGCGGACCAGGGCAUCCUGACGGUUCGGAAUAAGCCCGACAGGGUGAAGGAGCUGAGGGCGGACUUGAGUCGGCUUGUGGUCGGCUACAUCGCUGCGUGCUUUGCUGCCGAUGCUCCUAGGGAGAUUCAUGCGCUUGAUGAUCGGUUUGCCAUCAAGCUCUUCACUGACGGGGCGUGGGACAAUGCAGUGGCAGGUGCGGGAGCUGUGUUGCAGUACUCCGCUGAGGAGGGGCCGUUGGUGGCGGAGAUCCUCGUGCCUGAGUGUCUCCUUUCCCAUUGGGCUAGAGGAGGCAAAACGCAGCUGAUCUCACAGCUGGAGCUUUUUCCCGUCUUGGUGUCAUUGGCGACGUGGGGCCCAAGCCUGGCGGGUCGUAGGAUCCUGUGCUUCAUCGAUAACAAUGGGGUGCGCGAUGCCUUGAUCAAGGGCUCUUCACCUCUGUCAGACCACUUCGUCAUGCUGGCUAUGAUAGCUUGGAUCGCGAGGCGGUACCGCUUGACUUUGUGGUUCACAAGGAUCGCUUCUGAGUCCAAUCCUGCUGAUAAGCCAUCGCGGUCUCGUGCAGACGAAGCUGCGAUGGAGCUGGGGGGGCAACCUCGUCGAACCAUUGUGCUUGGAACAGCAGCUGGUGGACUCUCUCCUUAG
Messenger RNA from Symbiodinium necroappetens, 1827 nucleotides. NCBI's taxonomy places the organism in Eukaryota, Dinophyceae, Suessiales, Symbiodiniaceae. The record is from the annotation of a GenBank genome assembly.